CCUCUCAGUGUCUCUUUCUUUUUCUGCCUUUCGGUGGCUGUUUGGCUUCAGUGGGUCUUUGCCAUCGCACUACAAUGACUGCUGUAGCUGUAGUCUCCCUGCAGUGAGCAUUCUGAGGUUAUGCUGCCCGAAAGUUCCCAGUUGAGUCUGAGUGAAAGAGAAAAGGGCUAAAGCCAGCGCACUUUACAGCACCACCCACAAACCUGACCGUAAGCAAUGAGUGACCCUCAGGAUGCCAGUGACCUCACUUCUGCCGCAGGCUUGACGAGACAUUUGCCUGUUGCAGUGCAUUCUUCGCCCCAACGAUGUGAUGAUGAUGAUGAUGAAGGGGACUUGAACAAGACACUGGGAGUGCAGCGCUUCCAGCAGAUCCUUACACCUGCCCAGCGCGUGCCCAUCGAACAACACCGCACCUUUAAUGAGGAGGACUUUGAGUAUCACCGUCACACCUCUCUACACAUUCACCACCCUCUGUCUAAACACCUCCCAGAGGUCCGGAGGAAAAAGCCCGGAAGAAAGCGCAAGGACUCAGGACGGAGGAGGAGUUCAUCUAUGGGAGCAGCUCCACCGAUAGAUGAGGAUGACGAGGAUGAAGAGGUGGAUGAAGAUUCCUGUAGCCAGCAGGAUAAAGAGGGCAAUGUCACCACCACACCUACACCGGACACGGACACAGAGGUGGAUGCUGAGCGGGCACAGUUUUUUGUAUCAGAAGAUGAUCCUGACUCCACUGUAAAGAAGAACGGUAAAGUCUCACCACAUCGAAAGCUGCCAAUCAUACCCCAUUCGGUGCUACACACCAGUAUCAGCAUCCCAGAAGAUGUUACAACAACCGCGGGCAGAAAUUGGGUUCGUAAUCUGCCCAAUGGCAGACGAGUUUCUGCACCAUGUUUGUUUCCAAGUUUGAGUUCGCCAGACGGCAGCUUUAAGACACGCAGCUAUGAUCUGCAGGAGCGCCGCCGCACAGGCAACAUGACGGGCACCGCACUAGAACACUACCAAUGCAUGCCCACUGACGAGAGCGAGGCGCAGACACUCGCCACGGUUGACCUGGAUGGCAUUAAAAGUCACAGGUUUGAAGAUGUCCCUGGUGUGCGGCGGCACCUGGUUAAGAAGAGUGCUAAAGGUCAGGUGGUUCACAUCGGCAAGGACCACAAAGAGCCCAACAGUCGUAUCCGGACCAAGUUGGAUCGAACCCCACAUGAGGUGUUUGUUGAGCUGAAUGAGUUACUGAUGGAUAAGAACCAGGAGAUGCACUGGAAGGAAACAGCUCGUUGGAUAAAGUUUGAGGAGGAUGUGGAGGAGGAGACAGAGCGCUGGGGCAAACCUCAUGUAGCUUCACUCUCAUUCCGCAGCCUGCUGGAGCUCCGCAAGACCAUUUCUCAUGGUGCAGUGUUGUUGGACCUGGACCAGAAGACGCUGCCUGGUAUUGCUCAUCAGGUUGUGGAGCAGAUGAUUAUCUCAGAUCAGAUCAGAGCACAGGACAGAGCCAAUGUGCUCCGAGCCCUGCUCCUCAAACACAGCCAUCCAAGUGAUGGCAAGGAGCACAGCUUGUUUAACCGGAACAUCUCAGCAACCAGCCUUGGCUCUCUCAUAUCUCAUUACCAUAGCAGUAACCAUAUCGCCGCGCCGGAGCCCCCUGCCACAGACCCGCUCAUCGGAGGACUACGUAACUUUGAGUCACGCAGUAGUGUAAACUUAGAUAAGAAUGAGAAAGACACACCCCAGUUUUUUGGUUUGCACAAGACCAAAUCUAAACAUGAGCUGAAGCUGCUUGAGAAGAUUCCAGAGGAUGCAGAAGCAACGGUUGUCCUUGUGGGUAGUGUGGAUUUCCUGGACCAGCCCACCAUGGCCUUUGUGAGACUGCAGGAAGCGGUUCUGUUAGAGUCAGUUCUAGAAGUGCCGAUUCCAGUGCGGUUUCUUUUCGUGCUGCUCGGCCCACCCAGUGCCAACAUUGACUACCACCAAAUCGGCCGCUCCAUAUCAACACUUAUGUCUGAUAAACACUUCCAUGAAGCGGCGUAUUUGGCAGAUGAGCGGCAGGACCUGCUUACAGCCAUCAACAGCUUUCUGGACUGCAGUAUUGUGCUUCCUCCAUCUGAGGUUGGAGGAGAUGAGCUGCUGCAUUCUAUCGCUCGCUUCCAGAAAGAGAUGCUGCACAAGAGACAUGAGCAAGAGGUCAAACUACAGGCCAAGGAACUCAAGAGCCCCGAGGACAUGGCUCUUCAUCCUCCUCUGAAACCUGAAGACGAUCCUCUUCGGAGGACGGGUAGGCUGUUUGGCGGGGUUAUCCGAGAUGCACAGCGCCGCUACCCCAAAUACAUCAGUGAUUUUAAGGAUGCCCUGAGUCCUCAAUGCAUGGCCUCUGUCAUAUUCAUUUACUUUGCUGCCCUUUCUCCUGCCAUUACCUUUGGAGGACUAUUGGGUGAAAAGACAGAUGGUUUGAUAGGUGUGUCAGAGCUGAUUAUUUCCACUGCCGUGCAGGGAAUGUUGUUCUGCCUGCUUGGGGCUCAACCUCUGCUGGUGGUGGGCUUCUCUGGACCCCUGCUAGUGUUUGAAGAGUCCUUCUAUUCCUUCUGCAGGUCCAGUGAAAUCGAGUAUCUGACAGGACGUGUGUGGAUUGGAAUCUGGUUGGUCAUCAUUGUUGUUCUCACGGUGGCCUUUGAAGGGAGCUUCCUUGUGCGAUUUGUGUCACGCUUCACCCAAGAGAUCUUUUCCUUCCUUAUCUCACUCAUCUUCAUCUACGAGACCUUCUUCAAGCUGGGCAAAAUCUUCAUGGAUCAUCCUCUCGGAAGCUGCUAUGGACGAGAAGAAAAUGACACUGCUUUACCAACACCCACAAGUGACGGCAGGUCUCCAGAUGCCUCUCAAACCCUAAACCAGCCAAACACAGCCCUCCUCUCCCUGGUGCUCACGGCUGGCACCUUCUUCAUUGCCUUCUAUCUGCGUAAAUUCAAGAACAGUGCUUUUUUCCCUGGCAGGCUCCGAAGGGCUAUUGGAGAUUUUGGAGUUCCUAUUGCAAUCUCCACCAUGGUUCUGUUGGACUACAGCAUUAAGGACACUUACACACAGAAACUAAGUGUGCCUGAUGGCUUCUCUGUGACCAGCCCGGAUAAGCGUGGUUGGUUAAUACACCCACUGGGCUCAGAUGGCCAGUUCCCCAUUUGGAUGAUGGUUGCCAGCAUUCUACCUGCCCUGCUCGUCUACAUCCUCAUUUUCAUGGAGACUCAGAUCACCACUCUUAUUGUCAGCAAGAAGGACAGGAUGCUAGUUAAGGGUUCAGGCUUUCACUUGGACCUGCUGAUCAUCGUGGUCGCGGGUGGUGUUUCAGCGCUGUUUGGGCUACCGUGGUUGACCGGUGCUACUGUUCGUUCGGUAACUCAUGCAAAUAGCCUUACGGUGAUGAGCAAAGCUGUUGCGCCUGGUGACAAACCCCGCAUUCAGGAAGUAAAAGAGCAGAGAGUAACAGGAUUUCUGGUGGCUUUUCUAGUAGGUCUCUCCAUUGUGAUUGGAGAUGUUUUGCGGCAGGUUCCUAUCGCUGUGUUAUUUGGUAUAUUUCUCUAUAUGGGAGUGAUGUCUCUAAAUGGGAUCCAGCUAACAGAACGCAUGAUGCUGCUAUUAAUGCCACCGAAGUACCAUCCUGACCACACCUAUGUCCGCAAGGUGCGUACUCUACGCAUGCAUCUGUUCACAUGUUUGCAGCUGGUGUGCCUGGCUGUGCUGUGGGUUGUAAUGUCAACCUCGGCCUCGUUAGCCUUCCCGUUUGUUCUUGUCCUCACUGUGCCAUUCAGAAGGUUCCUGCUGUCCCGAAUAUUUACUCACCGUGAGAUACAAUGUCUUGACGCAGAUGAUGCAGAGCCUUCAAUUGAUGACAGAGAAAGCCAAGAUGAAUACACAGAGAUGCAAAUGCCAGUAUGACCUCAUUCCUCUCAUGUCACUACCUGGGCUUGCCUGACUUUUUUUUUUUCAGUCAGAGGCAUCCAGAUGUACUGCCUGUCUUUUUUGAUUAACCAGUUUUUGUCUCCAUUUU
This is a messenger RNA of Sinocyclocheilus rhinocerous, 4027 nucleotides long. Its product is annotated as anion exchange protein 2-like. Gene Ontology annotation, biological process: monoatomic anion transport; regulation of intracellular pH; transmembrane transport. Lineage: Eukaryota; Metazoa; Chordata; Actinopteri; Cypriniformes; Cyprinidae. The record is from RefSeq and is a predicted model, not a curated record. Bases 217 to 3915 code for a protein of 1232 amino acids. Gene Ontology annotation, cellular component: plasma membrane; apical plasma membrane; basolateral plasma membrane. The transcript has 23 exons. Gene Ontology annotation, molecular function: solute:inorganic anion antiporter activity; monoatomic anion transmembrane transporter activity.